Molecule: messenger RNA, 882 nt
Organism: Cadophora gregata
Lineage: Eukaryota; Fungi; Ascomycota; Leotiomycetes; Helotiales; Ploettnerulaceae
Exons: 1
Coding region: 1-882 (293 amino acids)
Biological process (GO): biosynthetic process
Cellular component (GO): cytoplasm
Molecular function (GO): isomerase activity
Source: RefSeq, a predicted model, not a curated record
AUGAAGCUCUCCUACACCACCCUCGAUGUGUUCACCUCAGAACGAUAUGCUGGCAACCCUCUCGCUAUUAUUCGAGUUCCAUCCGGCACCACCCUCACCCAGUCUCAAAAGCAAGCCAUCGCAGCCGAAUUCAACCUUUCGGAAAUCGUCUUUCUUCAUCUACCGACAGAAGGAAGCACCUCUUCCGAGCGCAAGAUUGAUAUAUUUACCCACGAAGCAGAAGUCCCAUUUGCCGGUCAUCCCACCAUUGGAACCUCGCACUACCUGCUCCACACCACGUCCCAAGACGUCAAGACUGUGAUUACCAAAGCAGGAAAGAUUCCUAUUGAGAAGGAUGAGCAGACAGGUCAGGUCAAGGCUGAAAUUCCGUUCGAUUUCCAUAUUCAUGAGAAGACUUUUGAGAGUCCUUUGAAUGGGAUCAAGAAUCCGGUUACGAGCAUUGUCAAUGGAAUGAGCUUUAUCUAUGUCGUUCUACCAGAUUUGGAGACUUUGGCGAAAGCUAAGGAGAACUUGCAUGGGAAUACCUACGACCCAUCUGUACUGGAUGACGGGUGGAAGAAUGGACUUGUAGGUACGAUGUACCUUGUCGCUCAGGGAACGGAUGAGUUUGGACGGAAAAAGUAUCGUACGCGCAUGUUUGGGUCGAGAGAGGAUCCUGGGACUGGAAGUGCCAGCAGUGGAUUGGGAUGUUGGUUGGCUGGACAGGAGGAUAAAAGUUUGGGAAAGGGGCCUUUCAAGUAUGCUUUCACUCAGGGCGUAGAGAUGGGGAGGAAGAAUGAGAUUGGGGUUGAGGUCACCAGGGGGGAGAAUGGGGAGGGUAUAAAGAGGGUUGUGUUGAGUGGUACUGCGACGCCGGUUAUGGAAGGUACUUUGGAAGUUUGA